Messenger RNA from Jaculus jaculus (lesser Egyptian jerboa), 601 nucleotides. RefSeq names its product ribosomal protein L23a (gene Rpl23a). Gene Ontology annotation, biological process: ribosomal large subunit assembly; translation. The transcript is spliced from 5 exons. The record is from RefSeq and is a predicted model, not a curated record. Lineage: Eukaryota; Metazoa; Chordata; Mammalia; Rodentia; Dipodidae. Gene Ontology annotation, molecular function: rRNA binding; structural constituent of ribosome. Gene Ontology annotation, cellular component: ribosome; cytosolic large ribosomal subunit. Bases 33 to 503 code for a protein of 156 amino acids.
GGGAACGGGCGUCAGAAACCCUUUUCGCCAAGAUGGCGCCGAAAGCGAAGAAGGAAGCUCCUGCCCCUCCCAAAGCUGAAGCCAAAGCAAAGGCCCUGAAAGCCAAGAAGGCCGUGCUGAAAGGCGUCCACAGCCACAAAAAGAAAAAGAUCCGCACGUCACCCACCUUUCGGCGACCCAAGACAUUGCGCCUCCGGAGGCAGCCUAAAUACCCUCGGAAGAGCGCCCCCAGGAGAAACAAGCUUGACCACUAUGCCAUCAUCAAGUUCCCCCUGACCACUGAGUCGGCCAUGAAGAAGAUAGAAGACAACAACACCCUAGUGUUCAUUGUGGAUGUUAAGGCUAACAAGCAUCAGAUCAAACAGGCUGUGAAGAAACUCUAUGACAUUGAUGUGGCCAAAGUCAACACCCUGAUCAGGCCUGAUGGAGAGAAGAAGGCCUAUGUUCGGCUGGCUCCCGAUUAUGAUGCUUUGGAUGUUGCCAAUAAAAUUGGGAUCAUCUAAACUGGAUCCAGCUGGUUAAUUCUAAAUACACCUUUUUUUUCACUAUAUAUAAUUGUGUCUUUGUCAUUUUCUGGGUUGUGCCGGGGGUUAAAGCCCAG